This is a messenger RNA of Podarcis raffonei (Aeolian wall lizard), 3879 nucleotides long. RefSeq names its product zinc finger protein 420-like. Gene Ontology annotation, biological process: regulation of transcription by RNA polymerase II. The transcript is spliced from 5 exons. Gene Ontology annotation, molecular function: RNA polymerase II cis-regulatory region sequence-specific DNA binding; DNA-binding transcription factor activity, RNA polymerase II-specific. The record is from RefSeq and is a predicted model, not a curated record. Lineage: Eukaryota; Metazoa; Chordata; Lepidosauria; Squamata; Lacertidae. Bases 1 to 3438 code for a protein of 1145 amino acids.
AUGUUGGCUCCCCCAGUACCCUCAAUAGGAACCCAACUACCCAUCUGCUUGGCUAGACAUUUCCAGUCAUUAUAUACCCUCCACAAAUACCUCUGUGAUGAUGAAGAUGAUGAUGAUGAUGAUGGUGGUGGUGGCAUUAAAGUAUUCUGCCCUUCUUCAUUCAAGCGAGACCAGAUUGUGCCAAAAGCUCUGGUGACCUUUGAGGAUGUUGCUGUCUUUUUUACGGAGGAGGAGUGGGCUCUGCUGGAUCCAGGCCAAAGAGCUCUGCACAAGGAAGUCAUGGAGGAGAAUUAUGAGAUGGUGGCCUCUCUAGCAGAGACUCUGACACUCAGGUCUGAGCUCAUCUUGUCGCUUGGAACAGAAAAAUACAGGGAUGUUGUCCUGGACCAAUUGAGAGGUGAUGGAGGAGGCAAUCAGAAUUUUGAGGGGCCAUCUGUGAAGUGCUUCAGUUUGAGUGAACACCUUAGCACACAUAUACAAAACACAGAGGAGAAACCCUUUAAAUGUAUGGAGAAUGGAAAGAGCUUCAGUAAAAAUGGAAACUUUACUAGACAUCAACGAAUUCACACAGGGGAUAAACCAUUUAAAUGUAUGGAGUGUGGGAAAAGUUUCGCUUAUAGUAGCAGCCUUAGAAUUCAUCAACGGACUCACACAGGGGAAAAACCAUAUAAAUGUAUAAAGUGUGGAAAGAGCUUCAGACAGUGUUCACACCUUACUGUACAUCUACGAACUCACACACAGGAGAAACCUUUUAAACGUAUGGAGUGUGGAAAGAGCUUUAGGGAUAGGGAAAUACUUACUGUAUAUCAACGAAUUCACACUGGGGAGAAACCAUUUAGAUGCAAGGAUUGUGGGAAGGGUUUCAGUGAAGGUAGAAAACUUACAAUACAUCUACAAACUCACACAGGGGAGAAACCAUUUAAAUGUUUGGAGUGUGGAAAGAGCUUCAGUAAUAAUGGAAAUUUUACUAGACAUCAACGAAUUCACACAGGGGAGAAACCAUUUAAAUGUUUGGAGUGCGGAAAGAGCUUCAGUUUAAAUGAUAGACUUACUGUACAUCAACGAAUUCACAGCGGGGAGAAACCAUUUAAAUGUUUGGAGUGUGGAAAGAGCUUCAGCAAUAAUGGAAAAUUUACUAGACAUCAACGAAUUCACACAGGGGAGAAACCAUUUAAAUGUUUGGAGUGCGGAAAGAGCUUCAGUUUAAAUGAAAGACUUACUGUACAUCAACGAAUUCACACCGGGGAGAAACCAUUUAAAUGUAUGGAAUGUGGGAAGAGCUUCAGUGAAAAGCGAAACCUUACCUUACAUCAACGAAGUCACACUGGGGAGAAACCAUUUAAAUGUAUGGAUUGUGGGAAGAGCUUCAGUCAUGGUCCAUACCUUACUAUACAUCAACGUAUUCACACAGGGGAGAAACCUUUUAAAUGUCUGGAGUGCGGAAAGAGCUUCAGUACAAAUGGAAAUUUUACUAUACAUCAACGUAUUCACACAGGGGAAAAACCAUUUAAAUGUCUGGAUUGCGGAAUGAGCUUCACUGAGAAUGGAUCUCUUGCUAGACAUCAACGAAUUCACACAGGGGAGAAACCAUUUAGAUGUAUGGAGUGUGGAAAGAGCUUCAUUCAGCAUUCACACCUUAGUAGACAUCAACAAACUCACACAGGUGAGAAACCAUAUAAAUGUAUGGAGUGUGGAAAGUGCUUCAUGUAUAGUUGGCAACUCAAUGUGCACCAUCAAAGUCACACCAGGGAGAAACCAUUUAAUUGUAAGGAUUGUGGGAAGGGUUUCGGUGAUUGUAUAAAACUUACAGUACAUCAACGAAUUCACACAGGGGAGAAACCAUUUAGAUGUAUGGAAUGUGGAAAGAGCUUCAUUCAGAGUUCACACCUUAGUAGACAUCAACGAACUCACACAGGCGGGAAACCAUAUAAAUGUAUAGAGUGCGGAAGAAGCUUUAGUGAAAAUGGAAGUCUUACUGUACAUCGGCGAACUCACACGGGUGAGAAACCAUUUAAAUGUUUGGAGUGUGGAAAGGGUUUCAUUUUAAGUGGAGCUCUUACAAAACAUCAACGAAUUCACACAGGGGAGAAACCAUUUAAAUGUCUGGAAUGUGGGAAGGGUUUCAUUGAGAGUGGAGCUCUAACGAAACAUCAACGAAUUCACACAGGGGAGAAACCAUUUAAAUGCAUGGAGUGCGGAAGGAGCUUCAGUGAAAAUGGAACUCUAACAAAACAUCAACGAAUUCACACAGGGGAGAAACCAUUUGGAUGUAUGGAUUGUGGAAAGAGGUUCAGGGAUAGGGGAAAUCUUACUGUACAUCAACGAAUUCACACCGGGGAGAAACCAUACAGAUGUAUGGGGUGCGGAAAGAGCUUCAGACUUUGUUCACACCUUACUAUACAUCGGAGAACUCACACAGGGGAGAAACCAUAUAAAUGUAUGGAGUGUGGAAAGACCUUCAGUGAAAAUGGAAGUCUUACCUUACAUCAACGAACUCACACUGGUGAGAAACCAUUUAAAUGUAUGGAGUGUGGGAGGUGUUUCAGGCAGUGUUCAUACCUUACUAUACAUCGAAGAACUCACACAGGGGAGAAACCAUAUAAAUGUUUAGAGUGUGGAAAGAGCUUCAUGCGUAGUUGGCAACUCAUUGUGCACAAUCAAAGUCACACUGGGGAGAAACCAUUUAACUGUAAGGAUUGUGGGAAGGGUUUCAGUGAAGGUAGAAAACUUACAAUACAUCAACGAACUCACACAGGGGAGAAACCAUAUAAAUGUUUGGAGUGUGGAAAGAGCUUCAUUUGUAGUGGGAAACUCACUCUACACCAACAAAGUCACACAGGGGAGAAACCAUUUAAAUGUAUUUGUGGGAAAGGUUUCAUUGAGAGUGGAGCUCUUAGAAGACAUCAACGAACUCACACAGGAGAGAAACCAUUUAAAUGUCUGGAGUGUGGAAAGAGCUUCAGUGAAGCUUCAAAACUGACCAUACAUCUACGAGGUCACACAGGGGAGAAACCCUUUAAAUGUAUAGAGUGUGGACAGAGUUUCAGUCACAAUGGAACACUUACUAGACAUCAAAGAACUCACACAGGUGAGAAACCAUAUAAGUGUAUGUUUUGUGGAAAGUGCUUCAGACAGUGUUCAGACCUUACUCUACAUCAACGAACUCAUACAGGGGAGAAACCCUUUAAAUGUAAGGAUUGUGGGAAGGGUUUCAGUGAAGGUAGAAAACUUACAAUACAUAAACGAACUCACACAGGGGAGAAACCAUUUAGAUGUGUGGAGUGUGGAAAGAGCUUCAGUCAGAGUGCAAGCCUUACUAGACAUCAACGAACUCACACAGGGGAGAAACCAUAUAAAUGUAUGGAGUGUGGGAAGAGCUUCAGUGAAGUUGGAAAACUUACAAGACAUCAAAAAACUCACAGAGAAGCGAUUGCUUAAAUGAAAGAAGUGUGGAAAGUGUUUCAAUUAUAGCAGUUCUCAAUUAACACCUAUACACUGUCACAGGGGGAACCAAUUUAGUUUUAUGGAAUGUGCCACUGUUCAUGUAUGGGACAAUGGCAGCCAGAAUAUUAGUGGCAAGGAAUUGGAAAAAUGAAACAGCACCCACUAAAACAGAAUGGCAGGCGCUUAUGAUAGAAUACCUCCAGUUGGCUAAGAUGACGGGGAGAGUAAGAGGGCUUUCAAAUCAGAAAGUAUAUAAAGAAGUAUAUUCAAACAUUAUAUAAAAACUUAUUGUUCAAAUAAAAAUCUAGCAGAACUAAAUUGAUUCUUGUGCAAUGCGUAAAUGUUUACCUACUGUAGUGUAUGAAGACAAAUCAAGAUAAUAGACGAUUGUGCGUUAAAGUGUAAAUAACAUUAAUACAAUGAGAAGAAUUGGAA